AUGGAGACUCUCCAGAAGGAGAAUGAGAAGCUCCGCGCAGACCUGGCCAGUCUACAUGAGCCUGCCUCUCGCGCGGCGCCCCAGACGCAGCGCCCAAGCCAGCCCGUGCCGGUGGAGAACCAGGUUCUGAACCUGGUCCGGCAGGAGCUAGCUGCCUUCCAGCACCGGUUCUCCGUGCUGGAGGGCAUCGUCCUGCGCCCCCCCUUAGGGGCAAACAAGACGGCGGCGAGGCCGGCAACGGCUUCUUACGCGACGGCCACGGCUGCCGCAUCCAGGCCGGGGCCGUCCAGCCAGCCCUCGGGUGGGGCUGCAGUUGCUCCUCCCCCCACUGAAAAGUCGGCUCCGGCAAAACCGAUACCGGCUGAACCGGCUCCGGCUAAGCCGGCGACGGGAAAGAGAGGCAAGGCGAAUGCGAAAAAGGGCAAGGCGGCAGCACAGGCCGCGGGUAGGGGAGGGCCCUCCUCCGCCGCCACCGCCUCUAUGGCCACCGCCGCAGCUGCAACUGCGGCCGCCGCCGCUGUCACUGUCGCCGCCACCGCCGCCGCGACACCGACGCCUGCAGAGGGGCGCCCCGUGGAGGAAGCUGAAAUGGAAUGCCUAUAA
Molecule: messenger RNA, 603 nt
Organism: Parnassius mnemosyne (clouded apollo)
Lineage: Eukaryota; Metazoa; Arthropoda; Insecta; Lepidoptera; Papilionidae
Source: the annotation of a GenBank genome assembly